UCCAGCUAAGCAUUUUACUUGGUGUGCUAACGAUUCUGCCAGCUCACUGCCUUCACUUCAAGAAUAAGAAAAAGAAAGUGAAACAAUGGUUUCAGUACUGCAUUAUCCAAUAUGUCCCUUCUUUUACUAAGGCAGUGUAAGGUGAGGAAGGAAUUUGGUUGUUAUUUCUAGCAGGUCAUUUGACAACAUAGAGGCUCAAUCAUUGGUUUGUGUGAUUCCUCAACUGUGAUAUCAUUUGAAAUGUGGAAUCGCGUUUUAUGGUUCUUUGUAAGAUUGCAUGAAGUACAUUCUGUGAUAAUUGUAAUUGGAAAAUAUUAAAAUUAAUUUCAAAAAUUGGGGAGAAAAAAUUCUACAAAAAUAAAAUUGUUAAAUUCUUUGCUUAUUGAAUAAAAUUGUAUUUAUUUAUACUUAAAGAUACACUUCAUUUUAAUAGCUCUGAGGAAGCUAUAGGAUGUUGCACAGGUACUCAUCUAUGAGUAUACUGCUUCUUAUAGCUGAAACAGCUGUUAGCUAAUGAAAAAUCAUCUGAAAUGCUCCCAAAACCCACACCCUUCUGAUGCUGUGUUCUCUGUCUCCCACCUGGGGCUGCCCCAGAACAUAAGGUCAGUAUUUCUGGCUUCAGAGAGAUACGCAAUGGAGUACCCGCUGUUGAAGCCCGUGCCACCACCACCUUCCUCUGCCCGUUGCCUCUCGUCUCUCAGAAGUUUAAGGAAAUUCAUCCUCAUCAGCAUCGUUAGUUGCAUGGCAGUGGUUACCUUGACAACAAUGGCCAUAUUGUUGGUGCUAUCAUUUCAAGUGUCUUCUCCUUCGAACUCUUCUUAUGGCAACAGUGUGACAGUUCCAUUGCCAAACAUAGCAACUGGGAGCCGAAAUCAGAGUGACAUUCGCAGGCAUUCAACAUUAAAGAAUUCUUCAUUUCCUGCUUUAAGCAACAGGACAUUAUUUUCCAGUUCAAUCUCAUGUCAGAACAAAUGCUGGCCAUACACAGCGUUUCGCUUCCAGUCCAAAUGCCAGAAUGGCGUGUGUCACUGCCAGGGAAAAGGUUAUGAUCCCACAUCUUGCUUACCCAUUUAUAAAAAUUGCUCAAUAAGAAGAAAUUCCAGCAAUGCUGUUGCAUAUUGGCACCAGAAGAUCCAAGAGACAUUUGCUUGCCAUUCCUACAAAGAGGCAAAUUCAGGAAGAAACAGUCAAGUCUAUGUGAUUAGUACGAUGAAUGAAUGGAAACUCACCAGCCAAUCAGAUUAAACGUCACAGAAGCCAUGACAAGACAGUUUCAACCAAUCACAUUAGUUCUGGCUUCCUAUUAUCCAGCACAUUGGUUUAUUCAGAUGCAAAGUGGAAUCCACUUAGGCUCGAUUUUACAGAUAAGCACCGUCCACUUCAACUCAGGCCGUAUCUUUCUGAAUGGUAAAGAAGUAUCGAAACAGAAAUCCCUGUUGACCAAACAGCGCUCCCUGGUUGGUUACGGUGAUGACCGGUUCAGUGGUCACACCAUACAACUCUUGCAGACCGUUGACAGGCUUACAGGUUCAAUCACAAGUUUCAGUGGAUCUCAGAGAGCAAAUUUCUGGACUUUAGAUAUUUCUUAACUGACCGGCACCAUCACCACCUUCAACAUCAACACCAAGCCAAGCCAGAAUGAUGACUUGAACUUUGACCUUUGACUUCCAACAUUUUGAAGGUUAACAGGAUAGAAGACAAACUAGUCUACUUCAUCAGCAGUUAAAAUUGAUAUUAAUAUAUCACAACUAAAACACGAUAUUCCACAAUGUUCUCCCUUGAGCAUCAUGUUGUUGAAAACUGUUAUUCAUUAUACUUCUUAUAUAAUAAGUUUGGCCUCACAAUCUCUGAUUAUCUUUCAUAGGAAUUCAUUUGGAGAUAUGAGAGUUAUAUUUUGUCACCUCAACAACCAUGGUUCCUGACACUAUAUCCACAGUCACUGAAAACACCCACACACAUCUGCAAGUAUUAAGGAACAGCAACACCAUCCCAACAGUAUUAUCUCUACCACACAGUCCAGACACAUCUACUGUACCCCAGAAUACAACUAUAAUCCCAUUCCAACAACAUUCCAACUCUUAUGCUCAGUUCAGACACAUCCACAACACCUCACAACACUACUACUUCACCAUCUUAGCCCCACUAUCUCCCCCACACAGUCAAGAUACAUUUAAUACUUUACAACACCACUACAGCACCAUCCUAACAGCGCUCGGUCCUAUUCAGAAUCCUACUCAGUCCAAACACAUCUAGAGUACACCAGGACACAGCUACAAUACCAUCCUAACAACACUAUCUCUCCUAUAUGGUCCAGAUAUAUCUACAAAACCCCCACAACACUGUUUCUCCUACUCACUCCUGACACUUCUACAACCCCCUCCCACAGCACAACUACAAUACCAGCCUAACAACACUAUCUCUCAUAUGUGGUCCAGGUAUAUCUACAAUACCUCACAACAUUUUUCUAAGGACACCGUUUCUCCCAUUCACUGCAGACACUUCUACAUCCCCCACAAUACAACUACAACACCAUCCUAACAACACUAUCUCUCAUAUGUGGUCUAGAUACAUCUACAACAUCCCACAAAACUUUCCUAUCUUUGAAGGCUAUUUUUCCUACUCAGCCCAGACACUUCUACAACACCUCACUAACACAACUACAUCACCAUCUUGACAGUACUAUUUCUCCUACUCACUCCUGACACUUCCACAACACCAUUCUAACAGCACUAUCUCUUCCACAUGGUCCAGAUACAUCUACAAUACCUCACAACAUUAUUCUAACAACACUGUUUCUCCCACUCACUCCAGAAAACUUCUACAACAUCCCCCACCAACACAACUACAACACCAUCCUAACAACACUAUAUCUCUCACAAAGUCCAGUACAGCUACAACACCAAUAAAUCUAACAACAUUUUCUCUCCCAAUUCAGUCCAGACAGUAUAUUGAGUGAAUCAGGGUUGCUAUAAUUUUGCUGACCCUUUUAAAUCUCAUUAAACUAGGGGCAGUAUUUGGGGAGACAAUAAAAGUUUGCUAUAGAUAUUUGGGUAUCUUUGAAUUGUGAUAUAUAAAAUUAUGACAUAUUAGAAGUAUGAUAAAUUAAAGUUAUUAUAUCUUAGAAUGAUGAUAUGUUAUGUUAUCUUGGUAUUGUGUUAUGUUUGUGAUGUUGCAAUUUGUAUUUGUCUUUGAAAUAUUUUAAUUAGUUUUACAGUUGUGUCAUCUGAAUUUUAUUUUUGAUUAUUUUCACAUAAAAAACAAAUUUGUGUGCGGAUGUAUGCACGUGUGUGUGUGUGUGAGAGAG
Octopus sinensis (East Asian common octopus) is the source of this 3304-nucleotide messenger RNA. RefSeq lists its product as uncharacterized. Lineage: Eukaryota; Metazoa; Mollusca; Cephalopoda; Octopoda; Octopodidae. The transcript is spliced from 6 exons. The record is from RefSeq and is a predicted model, not a curated record. The coding region runs from base 514 to 1245 and encodes 243 amino acids.